Messenger RNA from Saccoglossus kowalevskii, 939 nucleotides. RefSeq lists its product as uncharacterized. NCBI's taxonomy places the organism in Eukaryota, Metazoa, Hemichordata, Enteropneusta, Harrimaniidae. The record is from RefSeq and is a predicted model, not a curated record.
AUGGAUGUUAUGCUGCAAAGUUGUCACCACUUGGGGGUACCCAUUGCUACAGAAAAGGUUGAGGGUCCCUGCUCUGUCAUCACCUUUCUAGGGGUGGAGCUUGACACUGUCAACAUGGUUAUUAGACUACCUAAGGACAAGCUUGCGGAUCUACUUGUCAAGCUGCCAAGCUGGUUGACCCGCCAUACAUGCUCGAAACGUGAAUUGCUCUCCCUCAUUGGAUGCCUCAGUUUCGCAUGUAAGUGCAUGCUAGCCGGCCGCAUCUUCCUGAGGCGCAUGAUUGAUAUCAGCAUGACAGCCACCAGUCUUUCUCAAGUCAUAACACUCACUGACGAAUUCUGGCAUGAUGUUCAAUGGUGGUGUGACUUCUUGCCAUCUUGGAACGGCACAGCAUCCCUCCUCAACCCAAACUGGAUACCGUCCCCAGAAUUCGAACUGUUUACAGACGCCUCAGCAACACUUGGCUACGGUGCAUUCUACAAGGGUCAUUGGUUCGCAAACACCUGGCCUACAUUCAUUACAAAUGACCCUUUAUACUCUAUUGCCUGGAAGGAACUUCUACCAAUUCUACUAUCUUCCUUAAUUUGGGGCCACUUGUGGUAUGGUCUUCGAAUACGGUUUCACUGCGAUAACAUAUCAGUUGUCCAAAUAUGGAAAAAAGGCUCCUCAUCAUGUCCACGGAUCAUGCAACUUGUCCGACUGCUGUUCUUCACUGCAGCAUCUAAUAACUUUCACGUCAUGAUCUCACAUAUCUCAGGGUUUAAUAACGAUAUCGCUGACUCUCUCUCUCGCCAACAGAUAUUGCGGUUUCAACGACUGACACCUCAGGCAGACAGGGUCCCAACCAAAACUCCGGACCUGUGCACCCUCUUAACGGCUCCGAUAUGUGACGUAGUCCCGUCAACCUCACACAACAAGCCUGCCACUACAUCAACCUGA